Messenger RNA from Propithecus coquereli (Coquerel's sifaka), 3350 nucleotides. It is a transcript of the gene GRAMD1A, whose product is annotated as GRAM domain containing 1A. Bases 593 to 3025 code for a protein of 810 amino acids. The transcript has 19 exons. Gene Ontology annotation, molecular function: sterol transfer activity; sterol binding. Gene Ontology annotation, cellular component: endoplasmic reticulum membrane; plasma membrane; endoplasmic reticulum-plasma membrane contact site. NCBI's taxonomy places the organism in Eukaryota, Metazoa, Chordata, Mammalia, Primates, Indriidae. The record is from RefSeq and is a predicted model, not a curated record. Gene Ontology annotation, biological process: intracellular sterol transport.
UGUGGCGCCCUCCUUGUGCUUGUCUUGGGAGGGGCAAUUGCUGAACAAACAGGGGAGGGAAAUCCUGCCUCUGCUUCUCUCUCUGCCUGACCAGCCGUUCCCCGGCCCGGCCUCUGGUGCCCUCUCAGGCCUGGCUCCAUCCUGGCCCUGUGUGUGGAAGGGACGCGGGGUGUGGGGGUGGCGUGGGGUGUAUAGAAUACUCAGGGCAUGGCCUUACCGAAUGCUCAGAAAAAUAGCCCCCAGCCCUGGGGCAGGAAGAGGCGUUUACUGAGCGCUCACUGUGUGGCCGGGCUCUCGCAUGUCGCAUGUCGGAGCUCCCUGACGCUGCCCAGCCACCCUGGGGUGUCCCAUCAAGGUCUCCAGUUUUCAGAAGAGGAAACUGGGGCUCAGGGUCGUGAGGGGAGGCUGUGAGCAGAGGUGGGAAUCCCGCUCAGAUCUCUCUGGCCACCAAACCGUGCUCUUAACCACAGCUUGCCUCUCUCAGUGGGGCUGCAGGGGAAGGCGGUAAGGGGCUCAGACCGGGCUCUUUCUUUCACUUCUCUUUUAUCUCCCCCAGAGACCACGCCACUGGCAGCUGUCCCGGACCCUCCUCAUGAACGAGUUCGUGCCCCUGCUGCCUUGGGCACCUCCACUGUCCCAGGACAAUGCCCAGGGCUUGUCUGACCCUGCAGCUGAGCGGCAGAGGCAGCAGCCACGGGGCGAUGAGGCGCAGAGCCUGGCCCCCGAGCCUUGGAGGCUCCUGGAGGUGCCCGAAAUUCACAUAACACCAUCCAGUGAUGGGGAGUCACCCCCCUGCACCCCGACCCCACAGCGCUCGCAGCGGCCGAGGACCCCAGACCUGGAGAAUCUGUCCCAGGACAGCACCACCCCCCACUCUGGCCGGAGCACGCCCAGCAGCUCCCCAUCUCUCCGUAAGCGGCUGCAGCUCUUGCCCCCAAGCCGGCCUCCCCCUGAGCCGGAACCAGGCACCAUGGUGGAGAAGGGGUCAGAUAGCUCCUCGGAGAAGGGUGGGGUGCCCGGAACCCCCAGCACCCAGAGCCUGGGCAGCCGCAAUUUCAUCCGCAACAGCAAGAAGAUGCAGAGCUGGUACAGCAUGCUGAGCCCCACUUACAAACAGCGUAAUGAGGACUUCCGGAAACUGUUCAGCAAACUCCCCGAAGCCGAACGCCUCAUCGUGGAUUACUCCUGUGCCCUGCAGCGCGAGAUCCUCCUGCAGGGCCGCCUCUAUCUCUCUGAGAACUGGAUCUGCUUCUACAGCAACAUCUUCCGCUGGGAGACAACGAUUUCCAUCCAGCUGAAGGAAGUGACGUGUCUGAAGAAGGAGAAGACAGCCAAGCUGAUCCCCAACGCCAUCCAGAUCUGCACGGAGAGCGAGAAGCAUUUCUUCACUUCCUUCGGGGCCCGCGACCGCUGCUUCCUCCUCAUCUUCCGCCUCUGGCAGAACGCGCUGCUUGAAAAGACGCUGAGUCCCCGUGAGCUCUGGCACCUGGUGCACCAGUGCUACGGCUCGGAGCUGGGCCUCACCAGCGAGGACGAGGACUAUGUCUGCCCCUUGCAGCUGAACGGUCUGGGGCCCCCCAAGGAGGUGGGCGAUGUGAUUGCGCUGAGCGACAUCACCCCCUCGGGGGCAGCUGACCACAGCCAGGAGCCAAGCCCCGUGGGUUCUCGCCGUGGCCGCAUCACCCCCAACCUUUCCCGAGGCAGCAGCGACGCCGACCACGGGGCAGAGGAGGACAAGGAGGAGCAGAUGGACAGCCAGCCCGAUGCCUCCUCCAGCCAGACGGUGACGCCAGUGGCCGAACCCCCCAGCACAGAGCCCACGCCGCCCAAUGGGCCCGCCUCCCUGGGCCCCUUGGACCUCCUGCCCAGUGAGGAGCUGUUGACGGACACGAGUAACUCCUCUUCGUCUACCGGGGAGGAAGGUGAGGCAGCUGACCUGGCCGCCCUGCUCCCUGAUCUCUCUGGGCGUCUCCUCAUCAACUCUGUCUUCCACGUGGGUGCUGAGCGGCUCCAGCAGAUGCUCUUCUCGGACUCGCCCUUCCUCCAGAGCUUCCUGCAGCAGUGCAAGUUCACAGACGUGACCUUGAGCCCCUGGAGCGGAGACAGCAAGUGCCACCAGCGUCGGGUGCUGACGUACACCAUUCCCAUCAACAACCCACUGGGCCCCAAGAGCGCCUCCGUGGUGGAGACGCAGACGCUGUUCCAGCGCGGCCCGCAGGCCGGCGGGUGCGUGGUGGACUCCGAGGUGCUGACGCAGGGCAUCCCCUACCAGGACUACUUCUACACGGCCCACCGCUACUGCAUCCUGGGCAUUGCUCGGAACAAGGCCCGGCUCCGAGUGUCCUCCGAGAUCCGUUACCGAAAGCAGCCGUGGAGCCUCGUGAAGUCGCUCAUCGAGAAGAACUCGUGGAGCGGCAUCGAGGAUUAUUUCCACCACCUGGAGCGAGAGCUCGCCAAGGCGGAGAAGCUGUCCCUGGAGGAAGGCGGGAAGGACGCCCGAGGGCUGCUGUCAGGCCUGCGGCGGCGGAAGCGGCCCCUGAGCUGGAGGGGUCACGGUGACGGGCCCCAGCACCCAGACCCUGACCCCUGCGCCCGGGCUGGCGUGCACACCUCAGGCGCCCUGGGCUCCCACUUCUCGGACUCGUCCUCGGACCAGGGCCUGGGGGCAGGCAUCCCCAGCGCCCUGGUGCUCAUCAGCGUUGUCCUCAUCAUCCUCAUCGCCCUCAACGUCCUCCUCUUCUACCGCCUCUGGUCCCUGGAGAGGACGGCCCACUCCUUCGAGUCCUGGCACAGCCUGGCCCUGGCCAAGGGCAAGUUCCCCCAGACGGCCGCGGAGUGGGCCGAGAUCCUGGCCCUGCAGAAGCAGUUCCACAGCGUCGAGGUGCGCAAGUGGCGGCAGAUCCUGCGCGCUUCUGUGGAGCUCCUGGACGAGAUGAAGUUCUCCCUGGAGAAGCUGCAUCAAGGCAUCACCGUCUCGGACCCUCCCUUCGAUGCCCCGCCCCGGCCGGAGGACAGCUUCUCCUGAGGACGCCUGGCCCUGCAGCCGUCCUCUCAAAUGGACAGACACACACAGCCACGGCGGCCACUGCUGGCACGGUGUGAGCGCCCGGCACCUCCGCCCGCCCCUCCCGGCGGCCCGACCAGGGACCGUGCAGACGGGACCACAGGACUGAGAUGCACUUUAGACCAGGGAGCUGGCCUGGCCCUCGGCAGGCCCCCCACUAACUUAUUUUGCCCGGCUGGGGUUGUGGGGGGGGCACCUCCUGGGGUGCACGAUUCCCUCAGCUCUGGGUUUAAUGUAUUAUAUUUAUCUGGGGCCGGCAGAGCCCCAAUAAAGGGUUGGAAAUCGC